This is a messenger RNA of Tarenaya hassleriana, 2903 nucleotides long. Its product is annotated as pumilio homolog 12-like. The transcript has 8 exons. Gene Ontology annotation, cellular component: cytoplasm. NCBI's taxonomy places the organism in Eukaryota, Viridiplantae, Streptophyta, Magnoliopsida, Brassicales, Cleomaceae. Gene Ontology annotation, biological process: post-transcriptional regulation of gene expression. The record is from RefSeq and is a predicted model, not a curated record. Gene Ontology annotation, molecular function: mRNA binding. The coding region runs from base 429 to 2405 and encodes 658 amino acids.
CUUCUCAGCUUGUGGGUGGUUUUUUUUUUAGCAUUUUUCUCUCUUUGCGUGUGUGAGAUUUUUCUCUUUUGAUCACCGUAGCGAUGGAUAUUAUAUUACAAUGCCUCUGUAAUGGCGGUUCUCCAUCUCACCAGUAUCGCUUUCUCGCUUCGUUCGUCUCUUUCCUUUUCAUCUAGCUUCUUUGCGUAACCGCGUGAUUUUCUCUUCAGUGGGUUUUCUCCAAGUUUGGAGAUUUAAUCGGAAAGAUCGAGUUUUUUCCUCCGCGAUUAUUGUAUCUUCUCUUAGGCGAUCCUGAGGGUAUUUGUCCGAUAUUUGCUCAAUUCUGGUGUCCCCUCUUGUCCGUACAGUGACGGAACCGGUGAUAGGUCAAGGGCUUUCUGUGAAACUGAGGUUCUGGCAUUAGGGUUUUCUCAGGUAGAAGAGCAGAAAUGGAGGGAAGAAAAGUAGAAUGUGAUGAAUUGGAGAAGCUUCUUGGAGAGAUACCAAAAGUGACUUCUGUGAACAACAAGAUGGUGCCUUUAUGUGUGAGCUCCUUCAAAAACAUAAAUUCAGAUGAUGGAGGAAUGCAAAGGAUCAAAUGUGAUGAAUAUCCUAUCAAGAAAUCUCAGCUUGAAGAGGCAAAUCUUCCUGAUGAACAGGCCUUUACAUCUGCCUUCGCUGAUGCAGCCAAAAACUUUGGGAACCCGAGGGAAACAACUGUACCUACGGCGGAAAAUUCUCGUCUGUUAUUUUUUCCUUCUUACCCAUUUGACAAGUUUGACACAAGAAAACACGACCCACAAGUUUUUUGGAGGCUGCAACCAUUCGGGUACCUUCAGAACUACCCUUCCGGUGUUCAUACUCUCCAAGGUGGUGUUCAGUUUUGUCGGACCAUGCAGGUCCCGGGCUUGGAGUUCAAUGUGUUGUCUGAUCAGCCACAGUACUUGCCAGCCUCACAGCCUCAUUCUCACCAUCUACCACUGAAUCAAUCUCAUAUGAGUUGGAGAAGUAUCGAAGAGGGGAAGCUUCAAAGGCUGAAACUCCCAGAAGAACCAUAUUUAAGGAUGAACCCGCAUUUUCACUGUCUUAAUAAUCUGAGGAUGGAUGCUUCUAGCAAGUUUAUGGGUCCAAGACAGGAAUAUUUUGGCAGUUUAGAUUCUCACCAAGCUGAACACACGACUGGAGAAUUGUUUUGGGAUGAAACUGGAGGUAUGAAGGAUUUGGAUCCAAUGAGAAGAACGGGUUAUCCAGAAAAGAUGAUGAUGAGAUCACAAGUUGGAUUGAACACGGGCAAAGCCAUGAAGUAUGGAUUAAGAGAUGAAUCACGUAAUAACGUCACGCAUAAUGAAAGACUUUGGUCGAACAAUCAAGUUGAUGACUCGCUUUCAUGGGAUUUCUUUAGCACGAUGAACCUCAAAAACAGCAAUCUAAGGAUGCAGCAUCAAAAGUACAACUCUCUCACAGAAGCAAGAGGAAAAAUAUAUUCCAUGGCAAAGGACCAACACGGUUGCCGCUUCCUACAGAGAAAGUUUUCAGAGAGAAACACUGAAGAUAUCGAGAUGAUCUUUCGUGAGAUCUUCAACCAUAUCACUGAGCUUAUGAUAGACCCUUUCGGUAAUUACUUGGUUCAAAAGCUACUUGAGGUUUGCAAUGAGGAUCAGAGAUUCCAGAUUGUUCAUUCCGUAACUAGAAAACCAGGAGAGCUUGUUAAAGUUUCAUGCGACAUGCAUGGGACUCGAGCCGUUCAGAAGAUCAUUGAAACGGUGAAGAUGCCAGAGCAGAUUGCUAUGGUGGUUUCAGCCCUGAAGCCCGGUAUAGUGACUCUGAUCAAGAGUGUGAAUGGUAACCAUGUUGCUCAACGGUGCUUGCAAUACUUGUUACCUCACAGUGGCAAGUUAAUUUUCGAAGUUGCAAUUACUCAUUGUGUUGAGCUUGCGACUGACCGCCAUGGCUGCUGUGUUCUUCAAAAGUGCAUUGGCCAGUCAGAGGGUGAGCAGAGGCAACUUUUGGUCUCUGAAGUCACUUCGAAUGCUCUUCUCCUCUCCCAAGAUCCUUUCGGGAACUACGUCCUCCAGUUUGUUUUCGAACUUCAGCUUCAGUGGGCGACCUUAGAAAUUCUCGAGCAGUUAGAGGGCAACUACACAGACUUGUCCAUGCAAAAGUGUAGCAGCAACGUGGUCGAGAAGUGCUUGAAACAAGCCGACGAGGAACACCGUUCUCGCAUUAUCAGAGAAUUUGUAGAUGAUGGUCGGCUUGAUCAAGUUAUGCAAGAUCCGUACGGAAACUAUGUAAUCCAAGCAGCCUUGAAACAAUCAAAGGGAGCAGUCCAUGCUAUUCUGGUGGAUGCCAUCAAACCUCAUAUCCCAUGCCUCCGUACCAACCCCUACGGGAAGAAGGUUCUCUCUGCAAUUAGCUUGAAGAAAUGAUCCACAGACGGUACCAUCUUGCACUUUGGUAAGUAUCCUGUAAAUCUAUGUAAUAAAAAGCUUUUUACUGGGUUUGGUUUGAAGAUUCAAAAAGAAGAAUAAGAAGAAGAAGAAAGAUGGUUUGCUGCAUAUGUGCAGAAAUUUGAGGGAAAACUACAAUCUCCUGUCAUUUUCUUUUGGUUGUGUUGUUCGAGGUUGUCGGGCUCCAUCUUCCUCCUCUUUCCUGGCAAGAUCCAAUUCUUUUUUUUUGUUUAACACGAGGAUUCCGUGUUAUGUUAUGUAGAACAUCAGAUUCUAUUGGAGAUCAGUUAAAAUCAUAAUCUAGAUUACCCAUCAGAACAGAAACAAAAUCUGUUCAUCAACAUGGGUAACAGCUUCCGCAGAAACCCAUUUCGAGAAAAAGGUAUCUUUGUAUUAAAAAACCCUUUUUGUGUGUGGGGGCAAAAUCUUGAUGGGAGAAGAGAUGUUUACAAAGGUACAACAAGAUCGGUGAAGAAA